Eptesicus fuscus (big brown bat) is the source of this 2137-nucleotide messenger RNA. RefSeq names its product ST3 beta-galactoside alpha-2,3-sialyltransferase 6 (gene ST3GAL6). The transcript is spliced from 11 exons. Gene Ontology annotation, biological process: glycolipid biosynthetic process. Gene Ontology annotation, molecular function: beta-galactoside alpha-2,3-sialyltransferase activity. The coding region runs from base 745 to 1773 and encodes 342 amino acids. The record is from RefSeq and is a predicted model, not a curated record. NCBI's taxonomy places the organism in Eukaryota, Metazoa, Chordata, Mammalia, Chiroptera, Vespertilionidae.
CCGCUUCCCCCCGGCCUUCUCUCCGCGGUGAUUUUCCGGUGCGGAACGCCCUGCGAGGGCGCGCGGCGGGUGGCCCCAGCCCAAAAGGUAGGGGCUCGGCUCCGCGCCGGCCUCGCCGCCCCGUGGGCCCGGAGCCCCGCAGCCCCGCAGCCUCUCUCCCCGCAGUGCACCUUCCUCUGCGAACUUGGGGGCGGCCGAGGCCACCGCCCAUCUGGCGCCAGCCGCGGAGCAGGAGGAGCCUCCCCGCGGCUCCGGGGCGCUCGGCGCAGUCGCCGGGCAUCUGGACCCGGGCGCGGAGGGCAGCGCACCGGCUGGGGCGCCCGGCCUGCGGGCGGCACUGCGCCCUUCCCUACUCCCUGGCCAGGUCCCGGGGGUCGAGUCGUGCCCACGCCGCCCCUAACCCACGCCACCUUCCUCCGGUUUCCGCCGGCCGCGCUCCGGCGGCCCGAUGCUGCAGGCGCCGCGGGAGAAGCAGCAGCCGGAGGAGCCAGCGGCGGCGGCGGCGGAGGGAGCGCAGCGGGACCCGGGCCGCGGGACCCCGCACGGUUUUGCGGUCUUCGCGCCUGCGACUCGGCGGUACUUACACGUGAAGGAGCAGCACAACAUUUGUGUUGGAUAAUUUCUAGUGGGACAACGAUUGGGCAGACAGCCUCCUGAAGCUCCAGCACCCUGACCACAUCCUUCACCUUAAGGAGCAGAGGGCCUUUGGGGAACGGAUUCCUUAAAAGUGCAGGAGAGCCAGCCAUGAGAGGCUACCUCGUGGCUAUAUUCCUGAGUGCUGUCUUCCUGUACUAUGUGCUGCAUUGUAUAUUAUGGGGAACAAAUGUCUAUUGGGUGCCACCUGUGGAAAUGAAACGAAGAAAUAAGAUCCAGCUGUGUUCAUCAAAGCCAGCAUUUGCCUCUCUCCUGAGGUUUCAACAGUUUCACCCUUUUCUUUGUGCAGCUGAUUUUAAAAAGCUUGCUUCCUCAUAUGGUAGCGAUAAGUUUGAUUUGCCCUAUGGGAUAAGGACAUCAGCGGAAUAUUUUCGACUUGCUCUUUCAAAGCUGCAGAGCUGUGACCUCUUUGAUGAGUUUGACAAUGUGCCGUGUAAAAGGUGCGUGGUGGUUGGUAAUGGAGGAGUUUUGAAGAACAAGACAUUAGGAGAAAGAAUUGACUCCUAUGAUGUAAUAAUAAGGAUGAAUAAUGGUCCUGUUUUAGGACAUGAAGAGGAAGUCGGGAGAAGGACAACCUUCCGACUUUUUUAUCCAGAAUCUGUUUUUUCAGAUCCCAAACACAAUGAUCCUAACACCACAGCGAUUCUCACUGCUUUUAAGCCGCAUGAUUUAAAGUGGCUGUGGGAAUUGUUGACGGGUGGCAAAAUAUGUUUUAUUUUCUGUAUUCUUGCUUUAUUUCAGAACACUAAUGGUUUUUGGAAAAAACCAGCCUUAAACCUGAUCUAUAAACCAUAUCAAAUCAGAAUCUUAGAUCCUUUCAUUAUCAGAACAGCAGCUUAUGAACUGCUUAAUUUCCCAAAAGUGUUUCCCAAAAAUCAGAAACCCAAACACCCCACGACAGGAAUUAUUGCCAUCACCUUGGCCUUUCACAUAUGUCACGAAGUCCACCUUGCUGGCUUUAGAUACAACUUUUCUGACCUCAAGAGUCCUUUGCACUACUAUGGGAACGCCACCAUGUCCUUGAUGAACAAGAAUGCCUAUCACAACGUGACUGCAGAGCAGCUCUUUUUGAAGGACAUUAUAGAAAAGAACUUUGUAAUCAAUUUGACUCAAGAUUGACCCUACAGAGAAGAUAAUGCUGACAGUAUUAGUUUUAUUUUUAUACUGGCAAUUUAUAGUUUAUUUUAAAAAACGUUGGAUGUACUUGUCAAGAAAUUAUGUAUAUUAAGCCUGUCGCUGCCUGGUGAUUUCAUAACCACCAGCUUAAUUUCUGUAAAUAUAUUUAAUUUAUGAAAACCAAGAUAUACUGAGUUACCAUGUCAGGGUAAAGUUGUAAGUGCAUUGUGUUUUUAAAAAUAUUUUUAGUUUUUUCAUUUUAGACUUUUGAAAAGAUGUGACUUCCUAAUAAGGGGAUUUAAGUUAACUGCAACAAAUUUGAAUGUAAGAUGACAUAUCUGGCUACUAUAAAAUGGUGGGGAAUUGA